Molecule: messenger RNA, 1542 nt
Organism: Cordyceps militaris CM01
Lineage: Eukaryota; Fungi; Ascomycota; Sordariomycetes; Hypocreales; Cordycipitaceae
Product: FAD dependent oxidoreductase
Exons: 3
Coding region: 1-1542 (513 amino acids)
Molecular function (GO): flavin adenine dinucleotide binding; NADP binding; N,N-dimethylaniline monooxygenase activity
Source: RefSeq, a predicted model, not a curated record
AUGGACGCGCAGUAUGAUUACGAUGUGGUCAUUGUCGGCGCGGGCAUCGGGGGCAUCUGCAGCGCCUACCGCUUACAGGAGCGAUGUCCCCAGUUGACGUUUUGCGUUCUCGAGGGCCGUCAUGAAGUAGGAGGCACAUGGAGCCUCUUCCAAUAUCCCGGUAUCCGUUCCGACUCGGACCUCUACACGUACAGCUUUCCGUGGAAGCCUUGGCACGGAAAGUCCAUCGCUUCUGGAGCGCAGAUCCUCCAGUAUCUGAAAGCCGCGGCGCGCGAGCAUGGGCUGGACAAGCACAUCAAGUUUCACCGACAGGUGGACAACAUGAGCUGGUCAACUGCAACGAGCACAUGGACCGUGGACGCCACCGACACCGGCGCUUCCGACACGGCGGCCAAGACGGAGCGCCUCCGAUGCCGCUUCAUGCUGCUUUCCACGGGCUACUACGACUACGAGACACCGCUGCAGGCGCGAAUCCCAGGGCUGGCCGACUUUGAGGGGCCCGUGGUGCACCCGCAGUUCUGGCCCAAGGGUCUCGACUUCCAGGGCAAGAACGUCGUUGUCGUCGGCUCCGGCGCCACGGCCAUCACCUUGGUACCCACGCUGGCGCGGCGCGGCGCGGCGCACGUCACCAUGCUGCAGCGCUCGCCGACGUACAUCGCUUCGGUGCCGGGCGAGAGCGCGGUGCACUCCCUCACCAAGGUCAUGCUGCCGCGGGACCUUGCCUCGCGCGUGAUCCGGUGGCAGUGGAUCCUCUUCAUGCUUCUCUUUGUGCGCUUUUGCCGGCUGUUUCCCCGACUCGCCUGGGCGGUGCUGCUGCUCCGCACGCGCACCGAGCUCGCGCUGCACCAGUCGAUUGAGCCCGACUUUACGCCGCGCUACGAGCCGUUUGACCAGAACCUGUGUCUCACGCCGGAUUCCGACUUUUACGAGAUGCUCCGCAAGGGCAGGACGAGCAUCACGACGGGCCACAUUGACCGCGUGACGCCGACGCGCAUCAAGCUCCAGACGGGGCCGGCGCUCCGGCCCGACAUCAUCGUCACGGCCACGGGGCUCAAGGUGCGUUUCGGCGGCGGCAUUCGCAUCGCGGUGGACGACGAGCCGUUUGCGGUGAGCGAGCACUUUGUCUGGAAGGGCUGCAUGCUCGACAGCCUGCCCAACUGCGUCGCCAUCAUCGGGUACUACGACGCAAGCUGGACUCUAGGCACCGACAUAUCGGCCAAGAUGGCGUGCCGGUUGAUCAACAGGGCGAUGCGUGGUAAGAAGAAGACAAUGGUCGCUCGCACCAGGGAGGGAAUGAAGACGGUACCGAUGAUGUACCUCAAUUCUACGUAUGUAACCAGCGCCGACAGCCACAUUCCCAAGGCUGGCGACCAGCCGCAGUGGCAGCCGAGGAAAUCAUACUGGCACGAUACAAGGACCGAUGGCGCCUCACCAGUGAGCGAGCAGGUGCAGGCUCAGCGGCAUCACCCAGUGAGAGUUCUGGUUACCGACUCAUCCGCACCUCAUGAUUCACCGGUUUCUCUCCGCCCAAGGCUGCAAUAA